AUGCAUUCUUCUGUGGCUAUAGGCAGCCGUGCUGCCUCCGCACCUUCCGGUUGUUACGUCAGUCCAACCAUAGACCGUAACACAAGCGCAGGCAAGACAAUGGGUCCAAAUGCGGUAGGAAUCCACUUAGAGGUAUAUGGGAGUGCAUGGGGACUUAAUGACCUGGAAAUUCCAUUAACACCUAUAGGCUUCCUGAGAUGA
Messenger RNA from Lindgomyces ingoldianus, 201 nucleotides. RefSeq lists its product as uncharacterized. The coding region runs from base 1 to 201 and encodes 66 amino acids. The record is from RefSeq and is a predicted model, not a curated record. Lineage: Eukaryota; Fungi; Ascomycota; Dothideomycetes; Pleosporales; Lindgomycetaceae. The transcript has 4 exons.